This is a messenger RNA of Telopea speciosissima, 1924 nucleotides long. Its product is annotated as cysteine-rich receptor-like protein kinase 10. The record is from RefSeq and is a predicted model, not a curated record. The transcript has 10 exons. Bases 1 to 1896 code for a protein of 631 amino acids. Gene Ontology annotation, molecular function: ATP binding; protein kinase activity. Gene Ontology annotation, biological process: protein phosphorylation. Lineage: Eukaryota; Viridiplantae; Streptophyta; Magnoliopsida; Proteales; Proteaceae.
AUGGCGGUCGCAGGGAGUAGAAGACUGGAUUUAUGGUUAGAGGUAGGAUUUUCCGUCUUGCUCUUGUUCUUCUUCGUCGGAGCAGAAGCCGUUUGUCACCGCAGCUGCAACCUGGCUUUGGCUUCUUACAAUGUGUGGCCGGGUUGUAAUAUUUCAUUCAUCAGCCAAGUCUUGAACGCUUCGAUUCCAUCGAUUAGGAGCUACAACCCUCAAAUAAGCGAUAUGGAUUCUGUUGAAGCUUCCUCCAAUUUAAUCGUUCCAUUCUCCAACUGUGAUUGCAUCAAUGGCGAAUACAAUGCUCAUGUGUUCCAAUACCUCGUUAAUACUGGUGAUUCCUACCAAACUAUAGUUACGCUAUUUUAUUCCUACCUCACGACCACGUUAACGUUGCAGAGCGGGAAUAUUCCAAAUAAUGCCCUACUCAAUGUUAGCGUCAAUUGCUUUUGUGGGGAUAAUAGGAUCUCCAGUGAAUAUGGGUUGUUCGUGACUUACCCUCUUCGCCCGAAUGAUACCUUGUCUUCGGUUGCUGUUUUGUUCCACUUCAGUGAUACCCAAUUGGUGCAGCAGUACAACCCCACCGUGAAUUUCAGCUCUGGGAGUGGUGUAGUGUUCAUUCCUCACACAGAUGCUAAUGGAAGUUAUCUAGGCCUGGGUACAAAAAUAAGCUCAGGAAUUUCAAGUGCAGCAAUUAUCGGCAUAGCUGCUGCAGCAGCUGUGGGACUGGACGUACCAAGCUCGUCCAGAAAAAUUGUUUCCAUUGUUGUGCCAGUUGCCGCUACAGGAGUGAUUCUUUUCUCUGUUCUCUUGUAUUGUUUGCUAAUCCAGAAGAAAAAGAAGAACCUGUCAAAGGAGAAUGGUGAGAAUACAAUUAUAACUGAGGAGUCGUUGCAAUUUGAUUUCAAAACGGUCCUUGCAGCCACGGAACACUUCGCCAACAAGAUUGGUGAAGGGGGCUUUGGUGGCGUUUACAAGGGUAAACUUCCUAAUGGACAAGAAAUUGCUGUCAAGAGACUCUCAAAAAGUUCAGGGCAAGGAGCAACAGAAUUCAAGAAUGAGGUUGUGUUAGUUGCAAAGCUUCAACACCGCAAUCUGGUUAGGCUAUUAGGAUUUUGCUUCGAGAGAGAAGAAAAGAUCCUGAUCUAUGAGUUUGUACCCAACAAAAGUCUUGACUACUUCCUAUUUGAUCCUGAGAAAUGCAUGCAAUUAGAUUGGCAGAGACGUUACAAGAUCAUUGAAGGGAUUGCUCGUGGGCUACUUUAUCUUCAUGAAGAUUCUCGCCUUCGAAUUAUUCAUAGGGAUCUUAAAGCAAGCAAUAUCUUGUUAGAUGGGGAAAUGAAUCCCAAGAUCUCAGACUUUGGGAUGGCAAGAAUUUUUGGUGUGGACCAAACUGAAGCAAAUACAAACAGAAUAGUUGGGACUUAUGGUUACAUGUCUCCGGAGUAUGUAAUGCGUGGGCAGUUCUCAGUGAAAUCAGACGUUUUCAGCUUUGGUGUAUCAGUUUUGGAGAUUGUAAUUGGAAAGAAGAACAGUAGUUUCUAUAAAGUAGACGACACCGAGGACCUUUUAAGCUAUGCAUGGAGGCAUUGGAAUGCAGGAACAGCCUUUGAGUUGAUUGAUCCAAUCCUGAGAGAAAAUUGUUCAAGAAGUGAAGUGAUGAGAUGCAUUCAUAUUGGGUUAUUGUGUGUUCAACAAAAUGUAGCAGACAGACCCACUACGGCGAAUAUAGUCCUUAUAUUGAGCAGCUACUUAAUUACUCCUCCAUCACCCUCAAAACCUGCAUUUUUUGUGCCAACCAGAAUGGAAACAGACAUGCUUAUAGAAGGGGGAGAAAUGCAGGAAGCCGAGUUAAGUCAAUCUGUCAAUAAAGUGUCAAUCACUGAGUUAGAGCCUCGGUAAUAUGAAUGGAUCAAGGGUAAUGUAAAAU